AAGUUUUGCAAAUCAAUGUUUUGCUAUCUGCUUCUAUUUGGAUUGGAAUUUUACAUUAGUUAGCGUCUUAGACGGAACCAUUUAAUUGCGAAAAAGAUUAAAAAUCAAUUGAGUUGCUUAAUAAGGCCUUUGACGUAAUAUAAUGUAAAUAAGAAACUGUAAAGCACUGCUAUAAACGCGAAAUCUUUAUUAUUGUUAUUUGGUUACGUUUUGUUGCGUGUCUCGCACUAAUUUGAUAAUCUUUUUUGAAACACUGUAUAAUCUUAUUGAACACAAUCAUGACUAACACAAGUGGAACUUAUAAUUUCAAAGUAGUGUUAUUAGGAGAAGGAUGUGUUGGGAAAACUUCUUUACUAUUGCGUUAUAUUGAAGACAAGUUCAAUGACAAACACCUCACCACACUCCAGGCAACUUUUCUUAAUAAGAAAUUGAAUAUCAACGGUAAACGCAUAAACCUAUCUAUUUGGGACACAGCUGGUCAAGAGAAGUUUCAUGCUUUGGGCCCUAUAUAUUAUCGAAAUUCAAAUGGUGCAAUUCUUGUUUAUGAUAUAACUGAUGAAGAUUCUUUUGGAAAGGUGAAAAAUUGGGUGAAAGAAUUGAAGAAAAUGUUGGGAUCUGAGAUAGUGUUAGUCAUAGCAGGAAAUAAAAUUGACUUGGAACAUGAAAGGACUGUGCCUCUUGAAGAAGCAGAGAGUUAUGCCAAAAUGGUUGGUGCAAGACAUUUUUACACAUCAGCAAAAUUAAAUCAAGGAGUUGAAGACCUAUUCCUUGAAUUGACCCGAGAAAUGACUGAAAGAUUGGAACAGAACACUCUAUCUGAAGUAACUAGGACAUCGAGGGUAUUAGUAGUAGAUGACGAAACUCCGGUCCAGUCAUCUUGUUGUUCUGGAUCAAAGAGUAAUUAAUUAUAUUAUUUAAGAAUAUAAAACGUAUUUAUCGUAAGGAUAAUACAAAAUUACUUGUUUAGUGCUAAACAUAUAUGAGCAUUAACCGCAAUUUUAAAUCGGCUUGAUACACAAAAGUCCAUCCAUUUAUUGAUCA
This is a messenger RNA of Chilo suppressalis (striped riceborer), 1041 nucleotides long. The record is from the annotation of a GenBank genome assembly. Lineage: Eukaryota; Metazoa; Arthropoda; Insecta; Lepidoptera; Crambidae.